Messenger RNA from Telopea speciosissima, 1727 nucleotides. Its product is annotated as rop guanine nucleotide exchange factor 3-like. The coding region runs from base 49 to 1485 and encodes 478 amino acids. The record is from RefSeq and is a predicted model, not a curated record. The transcript is spliced from 7 exons. NCBI's taxonomy places the organism in Eukaryota, Viridiplantae, Streptophyta, Magnoliopsida, Proteales, Proteaceae. Gene Ontology annotation, molecular function: guanyl-nucleotide exchange factor activity.
GCAUUUUGCAGAUCUUGAUCAAACAAAUAGAGGUCCAAACACUUUUAAAUGGACAAUUACUCGAUUCGCAACGAAAUUUAUGAUCUGUGUUACCUUCCAUCUUGUUCCACGGAUCAGAAUGAGCAAUCAACAACUGAAACACCUGAGUACUCUCUCACGAGAAGUGAUUCGUUCACGUUUGGCCGGACCAACUCUGAAAUCUCAACCUUCUCAGACCACUAUUAUGAUGAGAACAACUUUUCUGAAGAAAGCUCGCCUUCACGCUGGCCCAGUUCGAAAUCUCUAACCCGUAAAAGGGGUUUCCUCACCAGAUCAUCAAUGAAGAAGAACUCUGGAGUGGAAGAUGAGAAUGAUGAUGAUCAAGAAGUUACAGAUGCAGAUAUGGAAAUGAUGAAGGAAAGGUUUUCAAAGCUUUUGCUGGGGGAAGACAUGUCCGGAAGUGGGAAGGGUGUCUGUACAGCAGUUGCAAUCUCAAAUGCCAUGACAAACCUCUACGCUACUGUUUUUGGUCAGAACUUGAGAUUAGAACCACUGCCACCUGAGAAGAAGUCCAUGUGGAGAAGAGAGAUGACCUGUCUUUUAUCCAUAUGUGAUUUCAUACUUGAAUUCCUACCUUCCACCGAAACCUAUCCAGAUGGGGAGGCUGAGGAGUUGACGAUUAAUAGACCCAGAUCUGAUAUUUCUAUGAACCUUCCGGGACUACAAAAGCUCGACACAAUGCUGAUGGAAAUCUUGGAUAGUUUCACGGAACAGGAAUUCAGGUAUACAGAGCAGGGAAAGCUUUCUGCAAAUGAACUUAAUUCUGCAUCAUCCAGACGGAUUAUUCAUCUGCAAGAGGAUAAAUGGUGGUUGCCGGUACCAUGUAUACCUUCAGGAGGCCUCUCUGAUGAGUCCAGGAAGCAAUUACAACACAAACGUGACAGCACAUUUCAAAUUCACAAGGCAGCCAAGGCUAUCAACAAUACCAUUCUUGCUGACAUGCAAGUCCCAGAAACAUACUUGGAAACCCUUCCAAAGAGUGGGAAGAGCAGCGUUGGAGAUGAAAUUUACCGAUAUAUGUACACCACAGAUAAAUUCUCCCCUGACUAUCUUCUUGAUUGCCUGAAAAUAUCUUCAGAACAUGAAGCUCUUGAGAUUGCAGACCGGGUGGAAGCUUCAAUGUACACAUGGAGACGCAAAGCAUGCAUGAGUCACUCAAAACCCUACUUGGAUAUGUUCAAAGAUUUAAGGGCUGAUGGGGAUAAGAACUACACACUUGCUACUAGAGCAGAGAGUCUGUUGUUAUGCUUAAAGCAGAGGUUCCCAGAACUAUCACAGACAACCUUGGAUACAAGUAAAAUCCAUUACAAUAGGGAUGUUGGGCAAGCAAUCUUAGAGAGCUACUCAAGAGUAUUGGAAGGUCUAGCAUUCAAUAUAGUAACUUGGAUAGAGGACGUGAUCUCUGCAGACAGGUUAAUGAAAAACCAAGAUCAGAGGAAACAAUGAAGGACUUCAAUUCUGAAGUUGAAGUCUGAGUUCAAUCUCCAGCUUCAAUAGUGUGUAUUAAGAAAUUUCUCUUCCUAUAGGCGCAAAAUGGAAAAAGGGAAACACAAUUUUGAAUGUAUAACACUCUCUCCAAUGUUAGAUUUACGCUCAAAUUGUACACUUAACACCCAAUAGACAGAGCUCAGAGAAUAUCAAAUAGAUUUCAGAGCAAGAUCAAGUUCGCAAUUACGAGUAAAGUUAAA